AUGGGAGGAGUCGACAUGAGCCGCGAUUACUACGCGGACCUGGAGCUUCCGGCAGACGCAGAUACGAAUGAGAUCAAGAAACAGUUUCGAAAGCUAGCACUCAAGUACCACCCUGAUCGAAACCCAGGCAGAGAAGCCGAAGUCAACUCCCGAUUCCAGGUCAUUCAGUCCGCCCAUGAAAUUCUUACCGACCCACAACAACGAGCCAAGUACGAUGCCGGGAGAACACGAUCGAGAUAUCCCACAGCGUCCGGAGUCCGAGGCAAUCCCUGGCAGAACGCCGGUGCCAACUUUCCUCCCCCACCUCGUCGUAACGCGACAGCUCGCAAUCCGCCGCCGCCUCCGCCAGCCUCAGGAGCCAGUAGAUACCGCAACUUUGCCUCGGGUGCGGCUCCCACAGCCAAAGCGCAGACGAGAGACGACCCAGAAGCGAAGCGGAAUGCUUGGCACGCUUUUGAGAAUAUGAAGGGUCGGGCCAGCCAGUCUCAGCCAAAGCCCGCCAAGGCCCCCGAGACUCCAAAGCGGCCUGUCCCCCGGACUCCUUCUCAGAAACAGAGGGCAGAGGCUUCCUUUGGACGGAAACCUGGCUACACUCCUCAUUCGCCGGUCCCUGCGGAUGAGCCUCCAGUGAACUCGUCCAACUACUCCACUUCAUCCCGGCACACCAACAUCUUCGCAGACAAUGCGCGCAGACAACAAGAGGCAGGAGUACCAGACCCUCUGGCACAAUUUAGGGACUCAGAUUCUCGCCAAAGCACUCCUUACAUGUCACAUGGCGGCGAGAAACUGAAUCCGUUCGAUGGCAUCUCUGUGGGACGGGCCAAAAGCACCCGGGAAAGCCCUCGACCACCCCAGGAAAGCUACGGCCCCAAUCUCUCGCCUGGCAGCGCUCGUCAACGUGCUCAGAGUGUCCCCCGUCAAGCAAGGACUGAGCCGUCGAGCCCGCGCACUUCGACUUCGACGCCGCAAGAGGACCGCCCUAACACGGCGACUGCAACUGCGUCCAACUCACCUAAGGACCCAUUUAGAUCCCGCGCAAGCGCAAGAUACACCCCGCCGAACACGGCCACUGGUCCUGGUCCGAACAAUGCGCAGGCGAAAGCCACUGCUUCCCAGAAUCCUAAUGAACUGCAUGAUUCGCCGUCUCCUAGUGGAGAUAGGUCUAGGAGCGACUCACUCACGCCAUUCGAGCGAAAGCAGGGCGAACUUCUGAGCAAGCUUGUCAAAAGACAGGCGCCAGACCUGACGCCGCUUUCUCGUGACAAGCGCCACACGAUUGACACUCAUCAUGAUAUUACACCGAACCAAGCUGACAAGAAAAUUACCAAUAGCUUUAAUUUCCCGAUCGACGAUGACACCUUUGCCCGAACCGCCGCACCAGAGCAGCCAGGUUUCAGCCGUAGGAGCACUGAGGAAAUUGACACUAGCUUUGUAAACGGUGAUGGUCCAGAUGCUUGGAAGUUCAGCGCCGGCAGUCCGAUCCAGGACCAAGCCGCCAAGGUUCGUUCACAGUCCGGAAGCCGCGUAGGCCGUCGAUCGCCAAUCAAGCGCCCCAGCUUGAGACACCAGAAGGACAUGUCGGGCCAGCCGGCAGGAUCACCUUCUGCGGAAGGAAAGUUUGAUGCUCAAGACUGGACCCAACAGAUUGGGGCCCAAAACUUCGUGCCACACAAGACGCACUCUACAUCAACAUCUCCUACCCGAAUUUCUCGAGUCAACUCUAGGAAGACCAAGGUUAAGCCGACAGCAGGGGGCAAUGCAGGACUGGUGAAUGAUGACUACGACAGUGACGAGGAGACCGAGUGGAGAGGACGAAAGUCAAUGGCGGAGCCUAUCGGUGCGAACAGCCCGAAUGCUAUGGACAUCGAUCCCCCGCAGACUGGGACUUCUCAAAAGCGUGAUCAUUCGAACAGCGCGAGAAACAUUCCUGUAGAACCAUCUCGUCCGGAAUGGAGGCCUGGCAACGGCUUGCAAGAAAACGGCCCGAAGCUACCUGCGCGCAAGCCAGAAUUCAACCCGAACAAUGCCGGUUCUGAAGACAGCGAGGAGUUUAGGGCCAGCCUUGCUGACCUCAAGAAUGUGGCGCCAUUCGCGCAAAACUCUUCUGGCCUAGGUUCUCUGAAUGAUCUCAAGAUGAGUCUGCCGUUUGAGAGUCAGCCGUCAGGCCGCGCUCCGAUCGAGAAGGAGAAGAAACCUUCGCUCGAUUUCCCGGUCAUCCCGCAAGCACCCCGACCCCCGCCUACUUUCGCGGUCAAUUUGAAGCCGACUGGCGGUGCCUGGCAGAAGUACACCCAGGACUUCCAGAGCUAUGUUUUGAGAUGGGAAAUCUUCAACGCUCAAGUAAUUGAGCAUUUCAACGCUCGCAAGGCAAACAUCGCCGAUCUCCGAGCUCGCAAGGGCUAUUCGUUCCUCGUCUCUCGCGGCGAUGAUGAGAUUCACGAAUAUCUUGAGUGGAUGGCACAAGAUAAGGAGGUUCGAAGAAAGUGGGCUGUCGCAUGCGAAGACCAUGAAGCACGCAUUCGCGAGUUCAUGGUAUACAAGGGCAAGAUGGCAUAA
This is a messenger RNA of Colletotrichum fioriniae, 2556 nucleotides long. Lineage: Eukaryota; Fungi; Ascomycota; Sordariomycetes; Glomerellales; Glomerellaceae. The record is from RefSeq and is a predicted model, not a curated record.